Adineta ricciae is the source of this 423-nucleotide messenger RNA. The record is from the annotation of a GenBank genome assembly. Lineage: Eukaryota; Metazoa; Rotifera; Eurotatoria; Adinetida; Adinetidae.
AUGAACCAAUAUUUUUAUGAUUUUCAACCCGGCAUCGUCGAUAUUUUACCGACGAUCGCCCGUUUUUUAAAUUUCACCAUUCCAAUCGAAUCCGAACGAGAACUUGAUGGAAUACCUCUAAUAGGCAAUGUAUCUCUAACGAAUCCAGUGAUCCAUCUCAAUGGAAGCGCAUUAAACAUCAGUUGGACAAUGCUGAACAACAUCGGAAAUGUUUCAAUAUGGAUUUCAGAGAAGAAUUUGUUUAGAAAAGGUCUGAUGGAUAAUUAUACAUUGAUUAGUACAGUUCCAAUUGAUCAACAAAUGAUUAACAUUGAUCUUGACAAUUAUUCAUCAUAUUUUUUUAAAAUAGUACUUGAAGGACAAUUCAAUUCAGUAAACAAAUGGAUAUUCCGACCGUGGUAUCGAAAUCAGACCAUUUCUUAG